This is a messenger RNA of Rana temporaria (common frog), 2241 nucleotides long. It is a transcript of the gene ORC2, whose product is annotated as origin recognition complex subunit 2. Gene Ontology annotation, cellular component: nucleus; nuclear origin of replication recognition complex. NCBI's taxonomy places the organism in Eukaryota, Metazoa, Chordata, Amphibia, Anura, Ranidae. The record is from RefSeq and is a predicted model, not a curated record. The transcript is spliced from 17 exons. Gene Ontology annotation, biological process: DNA replication. Gene Ontology annotation, molecular function: DNA replication origin binding. The coding region runs from base 157 to 1860 and encodes 567 amino acids.
UGUUUUUAGCAUCCUAUUGGUUCAAACUUUCCAGCCUGUUCAAUGAUUGGUCUCUAUCAAGCAUCUAUCGCAUGAUUGGUUGAGCUUGUUCGCGCAUGGACCUUACGGGAGUGACGAACGUGAGGCGGGAGAAGAGAGCGGAGUCGGUUGGAAGACAUGAGCCAUGACACAGUUCAAGGGAAUAAAAAGCUGCAGGUUCAGUUUGUACCUGAUGAAGAUGUUUUGGAGCAUAUCAUUGAUAAACAAGAAGGUGCAAGGCUAAAGAGCAGCGCAGUUGUUCAGAAAAUCGCAAAUACUAAAAGCUUGACUAAGAAUAUCGGUGAACUGUAUGCGGAGAGUGAGGCUGUGGAUAUCUGGAAGGAAAAGGACUAUGUGGAUGUGUUAGUAGUAAAUGCUGAAGAUAAUUUGGAAAAUGGUUGUGGAGCAGGAGGAGGGGAUGUCUACUCUUUCCAUACUGUUAAACGCUCAAACAAAAUGGCCCAGCUUGCAUCUGAGAUGGCCAGGACUCCUGGUAAAACCGUCACCUUUUCUACAACGGAUAGUCCUGAAGAAGCUGUCAGCCCACCUCCAAACAGGAAGCAAUCCACAUUAACUAAAACUCCUUCUAAGGGAAAGAAAAAUGAAUUUAUCUCCACCACACCCCACAGGCUGAGGAAAAGGCUUUCAGCACCAAAUUUAAGGUCGGAGAGUGAGAGUGAUUAUUCUGCCUCUGAUUCUGAUGAAGAGAUGGAAGAAAAGCCAGCCACUGCUAAAACACCAAGUAAAGCAUCACAAACGCCAAGCAAAGGGUCUCAGACUCCUGGUAAAACACCUUCCAAAAAAGGAAAGAAUAAAAGCAACUUGGUGGAAGAGUACUUUGAAGCUCACAGCAGUUCCAAGGUCCUCACUUCCGAUAGGACAUUGCAAAAGCUCCAGACUCCAAAGCUAGACCAGGAAACAUUACGUAAACUUUUGGACCAGACCCCAUCUACCUUUGCUGCUGAUCUCCGCUACCUGAACAAAAAAUAUGAAGAACUAUUCUACAAGUGGAUGUUACAGCUGCACAUUGGUUUCAAUAUCAUCCUGUUUGGUCUGGGCUCCAAGAGGAACCUUAUAGAGAAGUUUAGAACAUCGAUGCUACAGGAUUCUCUCCACCUUGUCAUCAAUGGAUUCUUUCCAGGCAUUACAAUAAAAUCAAUUUUAAACUCCAUCACAGAAGAGGCUUUAGGUCACUCUGGGACUUUUCGCAGCCCCUUGGAUCAAAUGGCCUUCAUUUUACAGAAGUUCAAAAACGAUAGCUCCUUGGUGCUUUAUCUUCUCAUUCAUAACUUGGACAGUCAUAUGUUAAGAGGAGACAAAAGUCAACAGAUCCUCGGACAACUGGCUUCCAUCUCUAACAUUCAUCUUCUUGCUUCUAUUGAUCAUAUUAAUGCUCCUUUAAUGUGGGAUCAAUCAAAGCAAAGCUUGUAUAAUUGGCUGUGGUAUGAAACUACAACAUACAACUCCUAUGUGGAAGAGACAUCCUAUGAGAACUCAUUGCUGGUUAAACACUCUGGAGCCCUGGCACUCAGUUCUCUUACUCAUGUGAUGCGCAGUCUUACCCCAAAUGCCAGAGGGAUUUUUCGGCUUCUUGCAGAGUAUCAGUUGGCCAACAAAGACAACCCUUCGUACCAAGGUCUCUCAUUUCAAGACUUUUAUCAGCAAUGUAGAGAAGCUUUUCUCGUCAAUAGUGACUUAACAUUAAGGGCUCAGCUGACUGAGUUCAGAGAUCACAAAUUAAUACGCACAAAAAAGGGUGCAGAUGGAGUUGAAUAUCUGAUCAUCCCACUAGACUUGCCAACUUUGACAGACUUUUUAGAAAUGGAAGACAAGGAGGGCUGAAGAUUGCUCACUUAGCAUAAAUUAAGAACCGAUGGACUCUGAUUACGAGCCAGAUCACUGAUUUAGGGAUGUUUUGCAUCUACCUGAUUUGCACAAGAGAAAAGAAGGUUGCAUGCUGUAUAUCAGUUGUAAUUGGGCUACUGAAGGGUUUGUCUUCUGUGUCAACAUGUCGAGAGAUGAUUAUUUGGAAAAUGUUACACAAGAGUCUGCAUAAAAUGCUGCUGUGCAGCAACUACACGGCAAAAUACCAAGCGUAUUAUAAUGCACCAAGUCAUGCCAAUGUGCACUUCACAUGAUACUUAAGCAAACAUAUUUGCAUAAUUUAAACUUUAGUUUGAGAUCCUAAUGUUUAUCUUAAAAUAAAAAUUUACUUUUUCCUCA